UACAUUGCGUGUAUAUUAACAUAGUAAGCUAUAAAACUGAUAUAAAAAAUCAUAUUGAAAAAUAAAAAUAAUAAUAAUAAUAAUAAUAAAAAAAGAAAUCAAAUAGUAGAAUCUCAAUUAAAGAAGUAGACUCGAGCAGUGUGGUCUUUACCGGCCUUCAACUUCCUGUUCCCUUAACUGGAUACAAUGGCGUCUGGAACAUUGUACACGUACCCAGAAAAUUUCAGGGCAUAUAAGGCUCUGAUCGCUGCUCAAUACUCCGGCACGCAGAUUAAAAUUGCCGAAGACUUUGUCUUCGGAGAAACUAACAAGACUGAAGCUUUUUUAAAAAAGUUUCCUCUUGGUAAAGUACCAGCUUUUGAAACAAGUGACGGAAAAUGCAUUACAGAAAGUAAUGCAAUUGCUUACUAUGUUUCUAAUGAGCAAUUGAGAGGAAAAUCUGAACUUGAGCGAACGGAAAUCAUUCAAUGGUUCGGAUUUGCAGAUUCUGAGAUUCUUCCUGCCAGUUGUGCUUGGGUAUUUCCAUUACUUGGAAUUAUGCCAUACAAUAAACAGACUAUUGAUCAUGCUAAAGAAGAUGUUCAGAAAGCUUUAACAGCUUUAAAUUCUCAUUUACUUACGCGAACGUACUUGGUAGGAGAACGAAUAACUUUAGCAGAUAUUAGUGUAGCUAUGACUUUACUCCAUUUAUAUCAAUAUGUUCUUGAUCAAAAUCUACGCAAACCGUACCAAAAUGUAAAUCGAUGGUUCCAAACUGUAAUUUAUCAACCUGAAUCUAUUGCUGUAAUUGGUGCCUUUAAAUUGGCUGAGAAUACACUUGAAUAUGAUCCUAAGAAGUAUGCAGAAACGCAAGGAAAGUCUUCAUCGAAAAAAGAGAAGAAAGAAAAAGAAUCCAAAAAAGAAUCAAAGGAAUCAAAAGAAGCAAAGUAUGAAUCGGCAGAAGAACUUGAUCUAGCAGAUGCAGUUUUAGCUGCAGAACCUAAAAUAACAAAUCCUUUUGCUUCUUUACCAAAGGGUUCCUUUGAUCUUGAUGAUUUCAAACGAUUUUAUUCUAACGAAGACGAAUCUAAGUCUAUACCAUACUUCUGGCAAAAGUUUGAUCCACAACAUUAUAGUAUCUGGUUGAGUGAAUAUAAAUACAAUAAUGAAUUAACUAAAGUUUUUAUGUCGUGCAAUCUUAUUACUGGAAUGUAUCAACGAUUAGAUAAAAUGCGUAAAGCUUCAUUUGCUAGUACCUGCUUAUUUGGUACAGAUAAUGAUAGCACUAUUAGUGGUAUAUGGGUUUGGCGUGGACAAGAACUUGCUUUUACAUUAUGUUCAGACUGGCAAGUGGAUUAUGAAUCAUAUAGUUGGACAAAAUUAGAUCCAUCCGAUGAAAAGACAAAGAAAUUGGUACAUCAAUAUUUCAGUUGGAUUGGUACUGAUAAAGAAGGGCGUGAAUUUAAUCAAGGAAAAGUCUUCAAGUAAAAUUUAACAUUUGCUUACAGAUACAUAACGCUCCAUUCAGAGGCAAUAAAUGUAAAAACUGACAAUUUAUUAAACUUUAUCCCUAUAAAGCCUUUAAUCCUAUUUCCAGUAUAUAUUUUUUAGCACAUGUAAUGAUUGAGUUUUAUCAUCUAAUAUCCCUAUAAUGUUAUUUAAAAAACAAACAUUUUUAUGUUAUUUCAUAUAUGUACAAUAAUCAGAUUUCAAUCAAAAGUUUUACUCAAACUAUGACUUAAAGACUAUUUGGGUUGAAACAUGAAAGUAUACUGGAUACUUGUUUUAUUAUAAUUGCUUUGUGAAAAUAAAUUCUCCUGUGAAUGGAACAUAACAAAA
This is a messenger RNA of Vespa velutina, 1818 nucleotides long. It is a transcript of the gene eEF1gamma, whose product is annotated as elongation factor 1-gamma. Gene Ontology annotation, molecular function: translation elongation factor activity. Gene Ontology annotation, biological process: translational elongation. The transcript has 8 exons. Gene Ontology annotation, cellular component: cytoplasm; nucleus. NCBI's taxonomy places the organism in Eukaryota, Metazoa, Arthropoda, Insecta, Hymenoptera, Vespidae. The record is from RefSeq and is a predicted model, not a curated record. The coding region runs from base 187 to 1467 and encodes 426 amino acids.